Molecule: messenger RNA, 3099 nt
Organism: Sporisorium graminicola
Lineage: Eukaryota; Fungi; Basidiomycota; Ustilaginomycetes; Ustilaginales; Ustilaginaceae
Exons: 1
Coding region: 1-3099 (1032 amino acids)
Cellular component (GO): nucleus; Z disc
Molecular function (GO): transcription coregulator activity
Source: RefSeq, a predicted model, not a curated record
AUGCCGGUCCAGGAAUCCGUGGACAUGUCGGCCGCCUGGCUCGCUCAUGCUCCUCCGCCGCCGCCUUCCACCACUGUCCGGAAACCUCGCAGGAGCUCCUCCUAUGAACCCUUGUCCGCGCAAAAAGCAAGCAAGAUGAACGAUACGCACACUCUUGGGGGCUACCUUCCGCCUAGCUCCCACUCUCCAGCGCCCCCAAGCCCACACAGAUCCUCUGCCAGCGACCUCAAGCAGGCAGCCUCUACGUCAUCAUCAUCCACGCCUUCGUCGCCCGUCAAGAGGGCUCGUUCCAAAGUUGCCUCCAACCCCGUGCCACCUGCUCCGAGCGCCUUCUACAAUUACCAGCAUCAGAUGCAGCAACAACAGCAACAGCAACAGCAGCAGCAACAACAACAACAAAACUUGUAUCGAUACCAGCAGCAGCCAUCUUCUCAUGUCCUCCCCCACCCCCCUUAUGCUGUGGGGCACGAUGCCGCAUAUUCUUCGGGGCAGCCCGUUCCUACCUCUGCCGCGAUGGCACACAGCUACUCGGAAUCCAGCUCUGGUCCUUCAUAUGCAGGUUACGCGAGACAGCGCAGGGAAAGCGCUCCUGACGUCUCCUACCAAGCGCCGCACCCAGCACAAUCCACUUUCUAUCCAUCCCAGCUUCCGUCAGCCAACGGCAUUUUGCCCGCACAUUCGAUGGCCUAUACUCCGACUGUGGCCGCACCACAAGUCACUGCGACACCUCACUCUGCGGCCCAACCGCCUAUGAGCUAUGCUUCGCCUCACGACGGAGUGCCCGCAUCGCAUUUCCAGUACAUGCCUACCGUCCAGUACGCGGCACCACCUCAGCAGCAACAGCCGUGGGCGCCCUUACCACAGAGUCAACCGGUGUACCAGCAAAUCGUCUCCGACCAGCACUACCCUUCCGUUACAUCACCCCCCGCACACCAACCAUGGGAUCAUCCGGUAGCUGUGAUGACCCCACCUCAGCAACCCGGCAUCGCUUUUCCUGCCCAAUCGAGUGCACCUCCUUCGGCAACAUCUCCGAAUGCGCAUGUCUUCCCCGCCAUGCACCAGGUCACGCAGCAGGCCACCUCCCCACCCAUGUCUGCUACGUCGCCGCGUCCAGCCUACGCGACCGAUCUGAGCAGACAGACCACAACUUCAUCCGUCAGCUCGGUUCGCAGGCCCUUGCCCCAACCCACACGCACCUCGUCCAACCCAUCGGCACCAGGUUCGCCUGUGACAGGUUCUGUCGGUCUCACCAACCGCGCAAGCGUCCGAAGGGACCUACCGAGACCUCCCUCGGGCUCUCCUGCCACUAUAUCAUCAGCAUCCGGCUACAUCUCGUCCAAUUUGGCUAAAGGUGAUCCGAGCAGCCUUGCAUCCCCCAUCGCAGGCACCACAACUCGACUGCCCACCACCGCGCUCAAUCGCACGGAGAGCGUUCGGCUGGCCGCGGAAGCACUCAUGGCGAGAGGCGUUCCUCAGAGACGUCCCCUUCGCAGCGCCUUGGCGAGCACAACUUUUUCACCGCCUAUGCCACCCACAAGAAUGGUCGGCACUCCGUCGAUGAACACUCGCGAGCUGCCCGCUAGCCAGAGCGAGCCUGUUGCGGCAGCGAAUGGUAAUCCCUCUGUGACGGUGGCACAGCCGCUCAGCGAAGCGACAACCAAAGCAACGCAUCGAUCCAGUCAAAGUGCCGGUUCUGCCCUCAACAAAUCGCUGGAAUCGAGUCCCGUCCGCAGCUCACACCACGAGCACACCACACCCACAGCACCUGCUCGCUUCCAAGAUGCCAUGCAGCAAAGCUCGCAAGUCUACGAAACAACACCUGCACACGUCUCGCAACCUCAAUCGUCGCAUCGCCACGAGCCUGCACGCUAUCAGGACCCUGCCCAAUUGGUCGACUCUAUGGCAAGCAUGUCUAUGAGCCAAGAUGCUGGCCCUUCGAAGGCGGCUUCUGCUCAUACUGCCUCCGCGGCCGCGAGUAUUCCAGUCUUUAGCUUUGACGCUCCGGAUGAGGAGCCAGAGAAGCCCAGACGUCGUCGCGGCAGCAGUGUUUCGCGGGCUGGCCCUCCUGCGGGUCAGAAAGUGAUCCAACAAACCACUUCCUCGCCCGUUGGAGUGCCAACGAUUGUGUUGCCAGGCGAUGGUGACGAUGAUGGCCACUCUUUUGCAGCGGGCCCAUCGAUUCAAAUUUCUGGAGCCGACAAGGACGACCAUGCGUCAGGAGGUACAGGACCUUUGAUUUCGGUGACGGCGGAUGACGACGAUGCACGAUCGCAGACGAGCACUGGCUCGAAAGGGCCCUCCAUCUCGGUCUCUUAUUCAGCCGAGCCAUCGGCCAAAUCACAAAGAGCGGGCACCAGCCACUCGCCCUCAACCGGCCCACACGCAAAGACGGGCGCGGCAAACGGUCGAGUCUCUGCCUCGUCCGUCGGCAGCGGUGCUGGGUGCCAAGGAUGUCAAAAGUGGAUCGCGGGUAAAGUCGUACACGCUCUCGGCACUACGUUUCACCCCAGCUGCUUUGUCUGCGCUCACUGCUCUGAGGGUCUCGAGCAUGUAGCAUUCUACGAGCACGAGGGAUUACCCUAUUGUCACUUUGACUACCACGAACUCUUCUCGAAGCGAUGCUUCCACUGUCGCACGCCCAUCGUCGACGAGCGCUACAUCACAGUUCAGGAUGAAGAGCUCACCGGCCAAGAUGGCGAGACCAAGGAGAGGUGCUAUCACGAGCUGCACUUUUUCUGUGCCAACUGCGGCGAUCCUUUCCUGGACCCCAAAGCGGCGGGUUCGGCGGCUGGAUCCGAUCCGGGCUUGGUGACGGCAGAUGAGAAUGGCAAGGUCAAACAUGGUGGGAUGGAGUUCAUCGUGCACAAGGGGUAUCCGUACUGCGAAAAGUGCCACGUCAACCUGCACAAGCCCAGAUGCAAGGGGUGCAAGAAGCCGAUUGUCUACGAUCUGAUCAGUGCGCUGGGCGGCAAGUACCAUCCGGAGUGCUUUACGUGCUUCGAGUGCUGUCAGCCAUUUACGGACACGCAAUUCUUUGUCAAGGAUGGCAAGCCGUAUGACGAGGAGUGCUACAAAGUGCUUCUUCGUAACAUGUUCUAG